Messenger RNA from Dioszegia hungarica, 1680 nucleotides. RefSeq lists its product as uncharacterized. The record is from RefSeq and is a predicted model, not a curated record. NCBI's taxonomy places the organism in Eukaryota, Fungi, Basidiomycota, Tremellomycetes, Tremellales, Bulleribasidiaceae. The coding region runs from base 1 to 1680 and encodes 559 amino acids. The transcript has 7 exons.
AUGCUCACCUUCAUAUUGAUAGCGAUCCUUCCCGUCGUUCUGGCGGGUACAUGCGCCAAUAUCCCUCCCCCUCUAUAUGAUGGGAGUACCCCUUUUAAGUACUGCGAGUUCCGUUUUGCGCACGACCGUCUCAACUGCGCCUACCAAGCAGUGCGCGCUGAUGCGGCCUGUACCUACAAUGUGGUAAGUUCUCUUUCUCUCGUUAAAACGUUGAUCCCUGGUCCGAUACGCGCCGCUGACGCGACACAGCCUGAUGGCUCAUUUGCUGGACGAAUCGCCUUCUACCCCAGCCAAACGUACGCUUUCGACCCAAAUUACGGCGCCGAUAUCUGUCCCGGCUCGGUCAGAUUCUUCGAGGGCACGCCCGGUCCGCAGACUGUCUGCUUCGACGACCCGUUCUCCUUCUCUGCCAGCUCCACAACUUCUACUCCUUCCACUACCACACCAACCAGUACUGAGCCCACCCCGACCCCGACCCCUACCCCACCUUGCUUUGCGCUCGACGUCCUCAACACCGCCUGCGGGGACUUUAGCGGCAAAGUUACCGCCAUCGUCGGUGGUAUCUGCACGAUAGCGCAAGACAUCAACGGCAGAGGCGCCAUUCUUGCUGGCCUCACCACCGCCAUGAGCUUCCUCGCUGGGAAGGCCAAGGGGGACUAUUCCGACUUUCAACUGUCGACGUCGUUACAGGUCGCUGGGCUCGUCAUUGGUCGCAUCGCUGCUGCCUUCAUCACAAAGUACCCUCCUGUCCUAGCCACUCUGGUGGCCAUUGAGGGUGCUUGUCAAUUUCGUAAGCUGGUAGAUACAGCUGGUACGGUGGACGUGGCGUGUAACUACGCGACCGGGAAAUUCUACGAGGCAUACGGCGCCGAUGUCGGUACCAAGUGUCCCCAGAAGCGUGACGUGUUUGCCGAAUUGAUAGGUGACUUGCAGAGUCCGAGGCUGCGAUCACGUCAAUCCGUAGACACUGAAGACCCCAACUACAACUUCUGCACCGAUGCACUGGCAACCAUCGAGCCCCUCUGCCAGGUGACCGAGUAUGCCAGUACGUGCGCCAACGACCUAGCUGUACUCAAAGCGGAGUCGAUACCGGGAGUGACGGCCGACCUUACAUCGCCCUUGGAAACGCUCUGCACCGACCUCUCUCCGUUCGGUCAGGCAAAACAAGAGUUGUGUGGGGAAAUUCUGCAAGCCAUUCGGGACUUUGAGCCAUUCUGUACUCGCGCCUUCAUUAAUGAGAUUGCCAUCGGCUACGACGCCCGCACCACCGACCCGGACCCGGACACUCCCCCAGCUACACCCUCCAAACGAUCCAUCAAGCGAGACUCUGGCUCACCCAAGUCCAACGCUCCUGGCUCUCUUCCACCUCCAGCAUACACCGACUUGCGCUGCGUCGCCCCUCUGGUCCCCUGCGCUCCAUUCGGGGACAUCGAUAUCUGGACGUGCACCAAUCUCCAAACUUCCAUCGACUCCUGCGGCGCCUGUCACCGAGCAUGCGAGCUAGAGAGCGACAGCGCAUUCGACGUCAGCUGCGUCGAUGGCGGGUGUGUCGCUCGGAACUUUACGCGCGUCGUCAGACCCGCUCCGGCUCGACAGGCACCCAAGUACGGCGUCAAGGCGAUCAUCUCCGAGCUUUCCAGGCGGCUGAAGGGGCAAUGGGGUCGAUGGGUAGGGAUCUAG